Leptosia nina is the source of this 2520-nucleotide messenger RNA. The record is from the annotation of a GenBank genome assembly. Lineage: Eukaryota; Metazoa; Arthropoda; Insecta; Lepidoptera; Pieridae.
AUGAUUUUUUUGUGGUUGCAUAUCUAUGUGCUAAUAAGUUUAUUUUGCUGUUGUUUUGCGGUCAAUAGAGAGGAAAUCAUAUUCCACUACAACAACACAUACAAAUACAAUGAACCAUAUACUGUUGCAGUUAGUAAAAACACUGAAUACAUUAUGGAAUUUGGUGGUGACUAUGAAGCUUACGAUACACCAGCACGGGUGACGGUAGCCAGUGACUUCGCUAACCGCACCUAUCCACUAUUCAUAACUGCAAGACAACAAAAAGGUGUAUUCUCGUGGCAGUUACCGAUGAUUGUACAGACAUUUAACGGUUUAGAACAAUUCACAAACAUAUCCAGAACAUUGUGCCCCCACAAUAACAUAUUUUCGGAGGAUGAAGACACCUGCCAUGUGACAACACUGAACACCCCGAUCGUCCACUUAACGUCAUCAUCGCCGGACCCAAUCAGUGUUACCAUACUCGUCGAGACAGUACAAGAUUUCUACAUAAAACUUAAUACAACCACAAAUUUAACUACCACACCGAGCCAACCAAAAUACUACUUCUAUCCAUUCGAUCAGAGGAAGAAUAAAAUUGUGGAUCUGGCAACCCAGAGAGAGAGGAAGAAGUAUCUAUGUAUGUCUGGGGAGAAGAGUUUUCUGAAUAGAAAUCUUGAAAGAGAUUAUGGCUGGUUGUCCCGACCGAAGAGUGUGAUAUUGAUGAUUGAGUCGGAUGAUGAUAUCUGUGCUCUUGUCUCUAUACAAAACUUUUCGUGUCCAGUGUUCGACAAUGAAAGGGACAUUUUAUACGAUGGAUACUAUUUGACGAUGACAAGACGCGGCGGGAUUACAUUAACGCAAGACAUGUUCCCGACUGGGUUUUACAUAGUGUUCAUCGUGAAAACCUCGGACGAAGACUGCAGCGGCCAAUCCAUCGCCAACUCGACCUUACCGAAAAUGGCUCAGUACUUUGGGUGGGACGACACGAUUAGUGUACCCACUAACGACGGGAGGGUGAAAACGUUCAGUUUACGCGUAAUAGAGACGAUAUCGUAUCGUGAGUACAUGAUAGCUGCGGGCGCAGCUCUGGCUUUCUUCCUGUCCUUCUAUGUGGCCUUUAUCAUCGUCCUUAUCUGCCAGAAGAGGCGGUAUCAACACGACGAAGAAAUGUUGCUGCCACCCACCACACCAAUCGACAAUUCCCAGAUAUCGUACAUUAGGCAUGGGCUAGAUGGCAGCAGCGGAAGUCGAUACUGCCAAGGAGACACGCCCACUAGGACAGAGGGUAGUUCAUCUUCCGACACUGAAUCUAACGAUGAUGAAAGCAACGUGGACAAGGAUCUCUAUCUUCAGGGCAACAAACUGUGUGUUGCCAAUUUAUCACGAUGCCGGCCUCGAGUCCUAUACGCCCGCUCCAAGAUGUAUUUGUGGAAUGUGCUUACUGUCGCAGUUUUUUACACUUUACCCGUCAUACAACUUGUUAUAACGUAUCAAAGGCUACUCAAUCAAUCCGGCAACCAGGAUUUGUGCUAUUUCAACUUUCUGUGCGCCCAUCCACUAAUGGUGCUGUCAGAUUUUAAUCACGUCUACUCGAACCUCGGUUAUGUUUUACUCGGGGCAUUAUUCCUUGUCGAAGUAUGGAAUAGGCAUAGACGGUACAAUGAUGUCAAUUUAGGUAUACCACAACACUUCGGGUUGCUUUACGCGAUGGGGAUAGCGCUGGUGAGCGAGGGUCUCCUGUCAGCAGCUUACCACGUCUGUCCCAAUAGCAUGAACUUCCAGUUCGAUACCUCAUUCAUGUACAUAACGAGCGUGCUUUGUAUGGUGAAAAUCUAUCAGUCACGCCAUCCAGAUAUAAACGCGCGGGCGCAUGCUACGUUCGGUGUCCUCGCGUUGAUUAUAUUUAUUGGUCUGGUCGGAGUACUGAACGCCAACUUUUACUUCUGGGUGGCUUUCACAGUGCUACACCUGGUCACCUGCCUCGUUAUGACCUUCCAGAUCUACUACCUGGGCAGAUUUAGAUGGGAGGGCGCUGUCAUCUACAAAGGGCUGAAAGAGUUCGUGAGGCAACCGUUGGCUGCAGUGACGCCGACUCAUUGCGGGCGUUGCGUGCUGUUGGUCAUUGCCAAUCUUGCGAACUGGGCCAUCGCUGCUUAUGGUGUAACACAGCACAGUAGGGACUUCGCAUCGCACCUCCUACUGGUGCUAAUGAGCAACCUGUUUCUGUACACGUUGUUCUAUAUCGCUAUGAAAUUGUUGCAUCGGGAAUCGAUCAGAUGGUAUAGUUGGGUUUUCAUCGCAUUGACGUACACAGUCUGGUUCAGUUCAAGCUACUUCUAUCUGGACCUCAGCACGAAUUGGGCGUUGACUCCUGCGCAAUCGCGUCAAAACAACAGAGUGUGCAGCCUUCUGCAGCUGUACGACUCGCACGACAUCUGGCAUUUUAUGUCUUCCAUCGCCAUGUUCUUCUCCUUCAACAUGUACCUGACGAUAGAUGACAACCUCUCGCAGGUACCGAGGGGUGAUAUCGCUGUGUUUUAA